GUGAUAAAUAACAUCUCGGCAUAUGUAACCCGAUUGGACACCCAGCAGGCGAUGCUGAACGUUUAAUAGUUUGCUGAUACUGUUUUUUGUUUUGAACUUUUACAACUUUACGUUGUAGCUCGUUGGAACUCAGUAUCCUGUAGUUACUUGACUCAGACACAGUUGAGUGUUUACCUCGACCAAACCGAUGACAUCGCCUCGUAGAACUUUGCUUAAAGUAGUCAUUUUAGGCGACAGUGGAGUCGGUAAGACUUCCUUAAUGAACCAGUUUGUCAAUCAUAGAUUUAGCAGAGAAUACAAGGCAACCAUAGGAGCAGACUUUCUGACAAAAGAGUUAGAGGUGGACGGAGAAGCAAUCACACUCCAGCUAUGGGAUACUGCAGGACAAGAACGAUUUCAGAGUCUCGGAGUGGCCUUCUAUAGAGGAGCGGAUUGCUGUAUUGUCGUUUACGACGUUAACAACGCGAAAAGUUUUGAGUCUGUCGAAAACUGGCGUUCAGAAUUCCUUGAACAAACAUCGUCAUUGAAUAACAACGCGUUUCCGUUCGUGAUACUUGGCAAUCAAAUCGAUAAAGACCCGUCGAAGCGGACAGUUCCGCUUAAUCAUGCUCUGAGUUAUUGCAAGAACCAAGGAGGCAACUUGACCCACUUUGAAACAAGUGCCAAAGACGGUACGAAUGUUUCAAUAGCCUUUGAAUCCAUUGCUCGUUCUGCUCUUGAAAAUAGUAGUCACGAGGACUAUGCAAGUGAUUUGACAGGCUCUAUUAGCCUGCUAAACAACACGAACGAAUCUGGCUCCUGUGCCUGUUAAUGAGCAUUCGUCCUACCAAGAAAGAUUAAUGUACAAGCUUUGACGAAGAGUUUAAUUCCACCACAUUCUAAUUUCAAUCGUUUUCUUAAUGCAUAUCGAAGAGGAGGAAGAGGAGAGCCCUUACCACAAGCACAGACAACACGGGUGAGACUAUUCCAUAUCCUUUUGGACAACGAGUUGAAAGUCACCUGAAGUGUUACAUAAGACAUGCUCGGAUACCUUGAACAUUAAUAACCCUCCUCUCCCCAUUCAUCUUCCAUUUGAAUUUCUCCAAAGCCCAAAAGCUGGCUGGAAACAUGCUCGUUCCUUUCACUCGGUGACAGCAAAGAAUAGUUUUCCUUACGCAAGGGAGAAACUCCAGACAUCAUAAUUGGAGGUGCCAUGGUUUUAGGGCUUGGUACCAUGAUGUCAAGUUUCAUAGGAGAAGAAUCUUGAACAUAACUAGGUAGCUGUGAAUCUUUAAUGCCGGCACGACGGAAUUGUUCAGACACACUCUGAACUGUCGUGUCGUUGGGUAAUUGUUGAGGACUUUUUAAUAGAGACGCGUGUUUAGAUUGGGGAGACA
This is a messenger RNA of Schizosaccharomyces japonicus yFS275, 1376 nucleotides long. RefSeq names its product GTPase Ypt71. Bases 188 to 811 code for a protein of 207 amino acids. The transcript is spliced from 3 exons. Gene Ontology annotation, molecular function: GTPase activity; GTP binding. Lineage: Eukaryota; Fungi; Ascomycota; Schizosaccharomycetes; Schizosaccharomycetales; Schizosaccharomycetaceae. Gene Ontology annotation, biological process: negative regulation of vacuole fusion, non-autophagic; negative regulation of TORC1 signaling; regulation of vacuole fusion, non-autophagic. Gene Ontology annotation, cellular component: fungal-type vacuole membrane; vacuolar membrane. The record is from RefSeq and is a predicted model, not a curated record.